Rhagoletis zephyria (snowberry fruit fly) is the source of this 576-nucleotide messenger RNA. The record is from RefSeq and is a predicted model, not a curated record. Lineage: Eukaryota; Metazoa; Arthropoda; Insecta; Diptera; Tephritidae.
AUGUCUACUGAAAAGCCUAAAAACACGCUGGGCAUUCCUGUUGCCGAAUUUUUGGAAGAUGUUGACGAUUUCAUGUCAAAACAAACCGGUACUGCCACUGAAGUACUCAAAGCAAUGGACGAACUGCGCUUGAAGUACAAGUACAUGGAGCAGAGUCAGCUGGCAAAGAAGAGUAAACUCAAUAACCAAGUUCCAGACAUUCAAAACAAUUUGGAGGUGUUGCGCACUUUGAAGGAUAAAUAUGAAAAGAAGGCUGAUUUCGAAACUAGCUACUUACUUGACUCUCACGUUUACUCAAGAGCUCAAAUAACGCCCGGCAACACUGUCGGCCUUUGGCUAGGCGCUAAUGUUAUGCUUGAGUAUCCAAUUGAAGAAGCCAUGAGUCUGCUCUCAAAGAACCUUGAAAACGCCAAGAAAAAUCUAAAGCAAGUGGAGUUGGACUUGGAUUUCAUCAAAGAACAGACGACGACUACCGAAGUGAACCUAGCGCGAAUUUACAAUUGGGAUGUUCGCAAGAGGCAAAGUGCUUCCCCGGAAGACAGUGCCAACGCAGCGGCAGAACAGUCAAAUGAGUGA